Molecule: messenger RNA, 1699 nt
Organism: Acyrthosiphon pisum (pea aphid)
Lineage: Eukaryota; Metazoa; Arthropoda; Insecta; Hemiptera; Aphididae
Product: radial spoke head 1 homolog
Exons: 5
Coding region: 589-1572 (327 amino acids)
Source: RefSeq, a predicted model, not a curated record
ACCUAACCUAACUUGAUUUUAACUUUUUAACUCGUUAAUGCCCAGCCUAGAAUUAUAACUUGCUGAAUUACCCGGCUUCGCCCUAAUGUAAAAUAUUUGUGUAUCUACACUGAUUCCCCAUUCCCGUCUAUAAUAUCUUGCCGAAAAUAUCGAAGUCUUAUGAGAUUAAUAUAAUAUAAUAGCCAAUAGGUAGGUACCGUGAAAAUUGCAAGCCUCAAGCCCUCAAGCUAUCAUUAGUUAUAGGCUCUACGUUGAUUAGUUUUCAGUGGGUCGCAGACACGUUCAAUUAUAUUAUAUUAUAGCCAUCCCACCCGACGUUACCCGUGGGCCGUGAGACACGCUUGCGAUUAUGCGAUUAUGCGAUCAGUAUAGAUAAUAAAUAUAUUAUAAUAUAUAAUAUAAGUUUCUAAUAUAAUAAUCCAGCAGUUACCUAGCAAAACUGUUUAUUUAUAUAGCUCAAAACUAUGGCGUAGAACCUCAUUAUUUGUCCAUCGUAGUAUUGUAUUGUGUAUAAUAGUUCUAUAGAGAGCUGUCGAAAGUGUUCAGUUGGAUAAAAUAUAACUUUAAAAAAAAAUAAAAUAAAACAACAUGAAUAGAGGAAAUUAUUCUGACGUCGAGGAUGAAGAUAAUUUUGGCGAAUACAUGCCAGAAGACGAAUACGGCGGCGAAAGCGAUUUUGCGCACAAUGCAUUGUCUGUAAUAGGGGCGUACAAAGGCCAACGUAAUAGCGAAGAUGAGCGUCAUGGAUUCGGAAAAGCCAUCUUACCGAACGGCGACGCCUAUGUGGGGACGUAUAAAAAUGGAAAGAGGCACGGCCGCGGGCAGUACAGAUUUGUGAACGGUGCCAUUUACCAGGGUUGUUACAGGGAAGGUCUGAGGAACGGCAAAGGAGUGAUGGUCUAUAAUGACAAGAGCAAAUAUGAAGGUUAUUGGAUAGACAAUAAAAAAGACGGCGAAGGGAUUUUCAAGUUUAAGAACAAUGACAAGUUUUCCGGAUCGUGGAAGUCUGAUAUGAAACACGGUUCGGGAACCUAUACGUUUUGUAAGACCGGAGCCGUUUUGAAGGGAAUAUGGCUAAAUGACAAAAGAGUCAAAAACUUUCAAGUUUUCUAUCCGAUUGGUGACGGUACUGGUUUCACUUAUCACGGUACGUGGGAUGAAAACGAAUCGGUUGCCGGGAAAGGAUAUUUUGUGUUCGGCCAUCUAAAGUGCAUGCAAAGUGGCGUAUACGUCGAAAACCCGUUUUAUGAUAACGCGGAAUCUAUCGCACUACAAAGCAAGAUGUGCAAGUCUAUUUGGUUGUCACAAGAAAUACUGCCGAUCAUAAGUGGCAUGUUGCCGCGUUUGCCAAAAACGCGGUCAGUGGCCAGAGCGAGAUCUUCGUGCGACACGAGUUUUCUGGCUGACAAAAUGCCUGCGGUUGACGUAGCGGCGUCGACGAUGAGUGGCAUGGAGCUGUACGAGCACAGAGACGACCUUUGGGCUGAAAUGGAAGAAAUAGAAACCGAGUCGAGACUCAAUAUGCAGGGAGUCGAUGCAAAGUCAUCGGAUUCUAACGAUCAAAACGAAUGAGAUCAACAAUGACCUACAAUGAAUUAAUUACCUAUUAUGUACCUACAUAAAUACGUUCAAAAUGUAUCUGUUUUGUCGGUAUUCGAGUUAUAUAUAUAUAUAACUACUAUAUACUUUACCAUCGAUA